Messenger RNA from Poecilia latipinna (sailfin molly), 1107 nucleotides. RefSeq names its product sorcin. NCBI's taxonomy places the organism in Eukaryota, Metazoa, Chordata, Actinopteri, Cyprinodontiformes, Poeciliidae. The coding region runs from base 247 to 810 and encodes 187 amino acids. The transcript is spliced from 8 exons. The record is from RefSeq and is a predicted model, not a curated record. Gene Ontology annotation, molecular function: calcium ion binding.
GGUGGGUCAAAUACAGGAAAUGCGAUAUUUAACAACACAUCUGAAUGUUUGUACGCCUUCUCUCUUCCUCAUCUUUUUUCUACGUUGUCCUCCCACAGUUACAGCUCAAUUCUUCAAGAUAAAUUGUAUUGUAGCUGCUCGGUUAUCUCAGUGUUGUCACUGGUCGCUUUCUGAGCUUGUGCUGUUCGGCAGUCAACUCCCUUCCUGUAAAAGUCCUUAACUAGUUGUUUUUUGCACUCCAAUCAAAUGGCCUAUCCAGGAUAUGGAGCUCCGGGCGGUGGAUUCCCAGGAAUGCCCCCUCAGCAACAAGAUCCUCUGUAUGGAUACUUCUCCCAGGUGGCUGGACAGGAUGGGCAGAUCUCAGCGGAUGAGCUGCAGCGCUGCCUCACGCAGUCCGGCAUGUCUGGAUCAUACCAACCUUUCAGCCUGGAAUCCUGCCGACUGAUGAUUAACAUGCUGGAUAGGGACAUGUCUGGAACGAUGGGCUUUAAUGAGUUCAAGGAUCUGUGCCAGGCCCUGAACGGCUGGAAAGCCACCUUUUCAUCCUUCGAUCGGGACCACAGCGGCACAGUGGAGGGCCAUGAGCUGCAGCAGGCCAUCACUACCAUGGGCUACAAUCUAAGCCCUCAGGCCAUGAACUGCAUCAUGAAGCGCUACAGCAACCAUGGCAGGAUUCCUUUUGAUGAGUUUGUGAGCUGCUGUGUGAGACUCCGAGCUCUGACUGAUCAAUUCCGAAGGAGGGAUACGUCCCACAGUGGAAAUGCCUCUUUUCAGUACGAUGACUUUAUCCAGGUCACCAUGAGCGUCUGAAAAAGACACAUUUUUCCUGUGAGGACCUGCUGACCUUCUAACAUUUUUAUAUCAUUUACUUUUUCUUGAAUUGUUUUUUGUAAAAAAAAAACAAAAAAAACAGGGUCCAAAUAUCACUGUUUAUUCCAACUGGACAAUUUUAAAGCCAUUUUUAGCCUAAUGAGAAAUGUACUAAGAUCCAUAGCAUGGAAGUACUUGCAGUCUUAACACAGUAAUCGCUCUCGCUGUUUGCUUUCUACCACAUCAUGUUAUCCCUUGCUUACCAUUAUGAAAUUAAUAAAACAUUAUGAAGUCUGA